Molecule: messenger RNA, 2789 nt
Organism: Lactuca virosa
Lineage: Eukaryota; Viridiplantae; Streptophyta; Magnoliopsida; Asterales; Asteraceae
Source: the annotation of a GenBank genome assembly
AUGGCAAAGCAAAUAAUGUCUUCUUCAAACUUGUUAUUUUUCUCUCUGGCUCUACUACUCAUCAUACUCUCCCCCAUACCAAAUUUCGCUUCUGCUUCUUUGGAGGAAGCCAAUGCUCUUCUUAAAUGGAAAGCAAGCCUUGAAAUCCCAAAAAACUCCUUGCUCUCUUCAUGGAUUCCCCUCCCUUUGAAUUCCAGUGCAUCAGUUCCAUGCACUUCUUGGUUUGGAGUAGUUUGCAAUGCUGAUGGGGGCAUUCAGAAGUUGAAUCUCACAUCAUCUGGAUUAAAGGGUACGCUUCAUCGAUUUUCGUUCUCUUUGCUACGCAAUCUUACGCAUUUUGAUCUCAAUCUAAACCACUUCUUUGGCCCCAUCCCACCAGCAAUAAGACACCUAUCCAAACUUAUCCAUCUUGAUUUUUCCCAGAAUAAGUUUUCAGGAGUAAUCCCACCUGAAAUAGGAAACCUGGACCAGCUAACCAUCUUAUACCUAUAUUCCAACAAUAUAUCUGGCUCAAUUCCUUCAUCAUUAGGCAAUUUGAAGUAUCUCAGUGAACUCUCCAUCAGCUACAAUCAACUUAGUGGAUCUAUUCCUUUAUCUCUAGCAAAGCUGAGUAACCUACAGAUUCUAUACCUAGGUGUGAAUAGAUUAUCUGGUCCCAUUCCUAUUGAACUUGGGAAUUUGAAGUCUCUCACUGAUCUUGAGGUGAGCGACAACAAACUUAAUGGUUCUAUUCCUUCAUCACUAGCAAACCUCAGCAACAUACAAUGGCUGAACCUCGGUGGUAAUAAAUUAUCUGGUCCCAUUCCUAGUGAACUUGGGAAGUUGAAGUCUCUCACUCUUCUUUCGGUGAGCCGAAAUCAACUUAGUGGUUUUAUUCCUUCAUCAUUUGGUGAUUUGGCAUCUUUAAAUCUCCUUUAUAUGUAUGACAAUGAGCUUGCUGGUCCCAUUCCGACUGAACUUGGGAAGUUGAAGUCUCUCAAUGAUUUUAAGGUGAACAACAAUCAGAUUAGUGGUUCUCUUCCUCCAGAGUUUGGAAAUUUAACUCAACUACAAAGACUUAAUAUGUCUUCGAAUCAUUUGGUUGGUGAGAUCCCAAAGGAGUUUGGGAAGAUGAAAAGUAUGUUGUAUUUGUAUAUGGCUGGCAACCAACUUUCAGGUGUUAUACCUCUAGAGCUUGGAUUUUGUGAACUCUUUGAAGUACUCGAUCUAUCCAAAAAUAGAUUGAAUGGAUCUAUUCCAAAAAGUAUUGGUAAAUGGGCACAUAUCCACUACUUGAACUUUAGUAAUAACAAGCUCAGUGAGAAAAUUCCAUCUGAGAUUGGUAAAUUAGUUCAGCUUACGGAACUUGAUUUAUCUCAGAAUUUUCUCACUAAAGAGAUACCAUCUGAAGUUCAAAGUUUGCAAAGUUUGCAAAAAUUGGAUCUUUCUCACAAUAGACUAUCUGGUUCUAUUCCUGAUGCUUUUACAAAUUUUCCUCGUGGGAUUGAUAUCAACCUUUCUUACAAUGAGCUCUCAGGUCCAGUCCCCAAUUGGGCUAACUUUGUGAAUGCGUCCAUAGAAAGCAAUUCAGAUUUGUGUGGGAAUGUUACCGGAGUGAAACUUUGUCCAAGUCAGAUUAUGAAGAAGAAAAAUGGUUCCUUUCAUCAUAAACUCAUCCUUGUAAUAAUGCUCCCUAUAUUCGGGGUUGUUUUACUUGGUGUAUUCACGUAUUGCCUUACUUCUUAUCAACAACAAAAGAAAAAGUCUCCACAAAAACCAUUGGACGAAGAAAGUGGUGAUUAUUUCUCUAUUACAAGUUUUGAUGGAAAAGUAGUGUAUGUUGAUAUCUUGAAGGCAACAAAUGGUUUUGAUGAAGCAUACUGCAUUGGGACAGGAGGGUAUGGUGUUGUUUACAAGGCCGAGCUACAACCUAACAAUGUGGUAGCUGUCAAGAAACUUCACCCAUCAUCUGAGAAUGUUGAUCAUAAUGGAUUCCUUAAUGAGGUACGAGCAUUAACGAACAUAAGGCAUCGAAACAUAGUGAAACUCUAUGGAUAUUGCUCCCAUGUUUGCCACUCAUUUUUGAUUUAUGAAUACCUUGAAAAGGGAAGCCUUGGAUCAAUCUUAAGAAGCGAUGUCUUGGCAAAAGAAUUGGAUUGGUUGAAAAGAGUAAAUAUUGUAAAGGGCAUAGCUAAUGGUUUGGCUUAUAUGCAUAACGACUGCUCACCUCCUAUAAUUCAUAGAGACGUAUCCAUAGCCAAUAUCCUUCUUGACUCUGAUUAUGAAGCACAUAUUUCUGAUUUUGGCACGUCCAAGCUUUUAAAGCUCGAUUCAUCCAACUGGACCGCAAUUGCAGGCACCUAUGGUUAUAUCGCACCAGAGCUUGCUUAUACAAUGGUGGCUACUGAGAAAUGCGAUGUGUAUAGCUUUGGAGUUGUUGCACUAGAAGUGAUAAUUGGAAAGCAUCCUGGAGAUCUCAUAACAUCUUUACCAACAUUGUCUGAUGAUUAUUUGGUGGCAGCAAAUGUGGGAGAUAGUCGGAUACCUCCUCCCUCAUCCCAAGUUGAGAAACAAGUUAAGUUGGUUUUGAGUCUCUCAAGAGCAUGUUUGAACUCCAAUCCACAUGAAAGACCAACAAUACAACAAGUUUCAAAUCAGUUAAUGAAGGAUCUGCUUUGAGUAGACAUCUCUUGCCUGAUCAAUAUAUUGUACUUUCAGUGUUCUUUUUACUUUUCUUAAGUUCCCUAUAUGCAUCUUGUCAAUAUGUAUUCAUUUGAAUAGCUUUUUGUUAAGAAACUUCACAUAUGUUU